AAUGCUCUAAUAGUAACUUCUCUAUAAUUAUUCACAGAGGAAAUAGGCAAAAGUUGGAGAAAAGUGAAACAUUGAAGAAAGUGUCGAACCCGCACGGUUGCAGAUUUUUCUUCAACUGAAAGAGAGAGGGAGAGAGAUGGCGGACCUGGCGUGCUGUGGGACGGAGUUCUCGUUGUACGUGCUGGCGAUUAUAGGUCUGGUUUGCUUUGCCGGGCUUAUGGCUGGACUCACCCUUGGACUCAUGUCUCUCGGUCUCGUCGACCUCGAGGUCCUCAUCAAGUCCGGUCGUCCUCAGGAUCGCGCACACGCCGCUAAAAUAUUUCCAGUGGUAAAGAAUCAGCAUCUUCUACUUUGUACACUAUUGAUUGGAAACUCUUUAGCAAUGGAGGCCCUUCCCAUAUUCUUGGACAAGCUUGUGCCUCCAUGGGCAGCAAUACUGAUAUCAGUGACUCUGAUCCUCAUGUUUGGUGAGAUUUUGCCACAAGCGGUCUGCACUCGCUAUGGCUUGAGGGUUGGAGCAAUCAUGGCUCCCCUAGUUCGUCUUCUUCUUUUGCUGUUCUUCCCUCUUUCUUAUCCAAUUAGUAAGGUGUUGGAUUGGAUGUUGGGUAAGGGACAUGCCGUCCUCUUACGGCGAGCGGAGCUCAAAACUUUUGUGAAUUUCCAUGGCAAUGAGGCCGGGAAAGGCGGGGAUUUAACACAUGAUGAGACUACUAUCAUCACUGGGGCUCUUGAAUUGACCGAAAAGACUGCAAAAGAUGCCAUGACCCCCAUAUCGAAUGCAUUUUCCCUUGAUCUGGAUGCAAAUCUUGAUUUGGAAACAUUGAAUGCGAUAAUGACAAAGGGUCAUAGUAGAGUCCCGGUUUAUGCUGGAAGCCAAAAGAACAUAAUUGGACUUGUUCUGGUUAAAAAUUUGUUGACAGUUGAUCCAGACGAUGCAGUUCCUUUGAGAACAAUGAUCAUAAGGAAAAUUCCUAGGGUUUCAGAGGAGAUGCCACUAUAUGAUAUUCUAAAUGAAUUUCAGAAGGGUCACAGCCACAUUGCUGUUGUAUAUAAGGAUCUAAAUGAGAAAAAAGAUACAGCAAAGAAGGUUAAGGGGGCUGAACAACUUGAAUUUAAGGACAGUUGUAGGAAGUACAGAGGCAAAUCUGAGGUACCACUGGGUAAAGAUAAUCUUGAUGUUGGCCCUACUUCUGCCACUCAAAGUUUGGGGACUGAAUCAAAAUCACAAGAUUCUCGGACAGGUGUGACUAAGAACGAUAGAGGUCAACAGAUAGAGAAGACCCCGCUGUCUACUGCCUAUAAAAAGCGACAUAGAGGUUGUUCGUAUUGCAUUCUGGACAUCGAAAAUGUUCCAAUUCCAGAGUUCCCAUCCAAUGAAGAGGUUGUUGGUGUAAUUACUAUGGAGGAUGUCAUUGAAGAGCUUCUUCAGGAGGAAAUAUUGGAUGAAACUGACGAGUAUGUCAACAUACACAACAGGAUAAAGGUCAACAUGCAUGCGUCUAAGGAAAUGGCUAUGGAGUUGAACUCACCAGAGCCCUCUCCCAUGGAUUCAUCUGUCACUAGCACUUCUCCAAUUCCUAACCCUUCUUAGCAUCUGCAGAGUGCUUGAUUCAGGGUAAGCAACAGUAAUUUCCAACGGGACGAGCAAAGAGUGCUUACAACCCAGGGCGAGUACCUGGAAGAGUAAUAGUGUUUUCCAUAGUGGCAUGUGUUGGUCUGCUUGGUUACUCCGAGCUUGUGUUUUGCCCGGAUGGAUCUCGAUCCAUGAUCACAAUUGAGGGUUGUUGGGUUGCUCUGCUUAGUUAUCUUGAGUAGUAUUUUGACUUAACUAGCAUUGCUCGACUAUCUUGAGCAAUAGCUAUUCUCUAGCUUUGCUCAGUAAGCUAGAGCAAGGCUUGUUUUCUCGCUCUUCUUGAAAAUUCUAAGCAAGCGUUAUUGUGUUGCUUUGCUCAGUUAUCCCGAGCAAUGUUUCGAUCGAACUGGCAUUGCUCGGUCAUCUCGAGUAACGAUUAUUCAAUCUUUGGUUAGAUUACUGGAAAAACCUCAAGGCGAGCACUUGUUGUCUCAGGGCAAGCUUCAUUGCUUGGGAGAAACUUCAAGGGAAGCACUUGUUGCUCACCCUGUGCGAGAUGUUGUUACUACAAUAAUUUGUAAGAAUAAGCAAUAUUCGUUGGAAUAACAUUGUUAUCAUUUUACAAAUGCAAUUCUUAUUUUUAGGUUUCAA
This is a messenger RNA of Juglans regia (Persian walnut), 2224 nucleotides long. RefSeq names its product DUF21 domain-containing protein At1g47330. Lineage: Eukaryota; Viridiplantae; Streptophyta; Magnoliopsida; Fagales; Juglandaceae. The record is from RefSeq and is a predicted model, not a curated record. The coding region runs from base 137 to 1591 and encodes 484 amino acids. The transcript is spliced from 13 exons. Gene Ontology annotation, biological process: magnesium ion homeostasis. Gene Ontology annotation, cellular component: intracellular membrane-bounded organelle.